ACCAAAGCCUAGCAAGGAACCAGUCAAACUAAAUUGAAAGGAUGGCGCGUCACGCUCCCUUCACUGUCUUAACCUUCGUCUGCCUCGUGCUAAUGGCCCUCUCCUCCGUCGCCUUCAUGCCUGUGCGCCCUGCCCUUUCUUUGAGUAAAAUGCGCGCUGCAACACUCUCGGGACCUUCCUCCCGCAGCCCUAGCGGCCGCUCCAAGGGACUGACAGCAAUGUCUGGGAAAUACUGGGAGGGAGAAUGGGUGUGCGCGGACUGUGGGUACAUUUACAACGAAGCGGAUUGCGGCGGGAUGCGUUUCGAAGACCAAAAGACGGGCUUCAAAUGCCCGCAAUGCUCGGCUCCCCGUCGGCGGUUCGCGAAAAAAGUCGGGGACAAAAUCGGGGUCACCAACGACGGAGGAGACGCGCCCAUCCUCGUCUUCUCCAUCGUGGGAGGCCUGGCGGUGAUCGGCUUUGGCAUCUACGCGGCCCUUUCCGGGAUUUAAAUUUAAACGCACAUUUAAAUUCAAAAAGAGCGUUACGGAGGCCUCCUGCAGGCAUUUACAAAUCCCUCUGGAAGGAGAAAGGACAGGGUUCAACUCGAGGGGGGCGGCCGUGGCAGGCGAGAAAAAUGGCGCGAACGCACGCACGCCGUCUUGAAUGAGAGGGUAUGGAGGCAUCACAUCCAUUGCAUUGGAUGUGGUGAGAUUGAAAAGAUUGAAAAGGAUGCCAUAGCAGGGCUCCAGAUAGAAGAAGAGUGGGAGUCUGUGCAGUUGAAAACGGGUCAUGUUGGAGAGGGGGGGACCAGGAGAAGGCUUCUUCAGAGAAAUCUGAGAGGAGGAAAAAAAGAAAACACAAACCACAUGACAUA
Messenger RNA from Nannochloropsis gaditana CCMP526, 856 nucleotides. RefSeq lists its product as uncharacterized. Gene Ontology annotation, molecular function: iron ion binding. The record is from RefSeq and is a predicted model, not a curated record. Bases 42 to 491 code for a protein of 149 amino acids. The transcript is spliced from 3 exons.